This is a messenger RNA of Pararge aegeria (speckled wood butterfly), 4764 nucleotides long. RefSeq names its product epidermal growth factor receptor substrate 15-like 1 (gene Eps-15). The record is from RefSeq and is a predicted model, not a curated record. The transcript has 18 exons. Gene Ontology annotation, cellular component: clathrin coat of coated pit; cytoplasm; plasma membrane. Gene Ontology annotation, molecular function: calcium ion binding; cadherin binding. Bases 31 to 3069 code for a protein of 1012 amino acids. Lineage: Eukaryota; Metazoa; Arthropoda; Insecta; Lepidoptera; Nymphalidae. Gene Ontology annotation, biological process: endosomal transport; endocytosis.
UAUUGAUUGGUCGACGAGGAGAUGUAAAAAAUGGCUGCCUUGCCUUCUCCUACUCAGGUGGCAGGAACCCACAGUUCUAUUUACGAAGCUUAUUAUCACCAAGUGGACCCUAACGGGACGGGCGCUAUACAGGCGCUGGACGCCGCGCGCUUCCUCAAGAAGUCCCGCCUCAGCGAUGUGGUGCUCAGUAAGAUAUGGGAUCUGUCCGACCCCACCGGCAAGGGAUACCUGGAUAAGGCGGGACUGUUUGUGGCGUUGAAGCUGGUGGCACUUGCCCAGGCGGGCAAGGACAUCAACAUGAGCAACAUACACUCCGAGACACCGCCGCCCAAAGUCGGCGAGCUGCCCAAGGUGCCGCCGCCGGCCGCGGCGCCCGCCGGCGCGCCGCUGAGCGACUGGAGCGUGAAGCCGGCGGAGCGCGACAAGUACAGCCAGCUCUUCGACUCGCUGCAGCCCAGCAACGGACUCAUCCCCGGGAACAAGGUCAAAGGAGUGCUGAUGGAGUCCAAACUGCCGCUGGAGACGCUGGGCAAGAUCUGGGACUUAGCAGAUCAGGACAAAGACGGCAUGCUCGACAGGCACGAGUUCAUAGUGGCCAUGCACCUGGUGUACAAGGCGCUGGAGAAGCACGCAGUCCCCACCACGCUGCCCCCGGAGCUGCGGGCGCGCCCCGCCCGGCCGCCGUCCCGCCCCCCCUCGCGGCCCCCGUCGCGGCCCCCGUCGCGGCCGCCGUCCCCGCAGCCGCGCGCGCCGCCCCCGCGCCCCGGCCCGCCGCCGCAGCAGCCACAGUCCAACGCCUCGCUGCUCGAGGGCCUGCUGGAUUUGUCUAGUACGACGCUACCACGUGUCCAGCACGUGUCCGACGUGAGCCCUGCCCCGUCCCCGCAGCCCCCCGCGCCGGCCGCGCCCGCCGCGCAGGCGUGGAUGUCGGCGGCCGAGCGCGCCAAGUACGACGCGCAGUUCACGGCCGCCGACACCGACAUGGACGGCUUCGUGUCGGGCGCCGAGAUCCGCGACGUGUUCCUGCACAGCGGCCUGCAACAGGGCACGCUGGCUCAGAUCUGGGCGCUGUGCGACACGGAGAGCGCGGGCAAGCUGUCCCGGGAGCAGUUCGCGGCGGCCAUGUGCCUGGUGCAACGCGCGCUGCGGGGCGCUCCGCCCCCGGCCUCGCUGCCCCCGGAGCUGCUCGCCCAGCCCACAGCGCCGCCGCCGCAGCCGGAAAAACUCCUUGACGCCCCAAUGAAACCGGAGCACGUCAGCCUGGGCCCGCAGCCCACGCCGGAAAUGGAGGCGAUAGCGCGGGAAGUGGACGCGCUGGCGCGGGAGCGACUGGCGCUGGAGGCGGAGCUGGCCGCCAAGCAGAGGGAAGUCACCAUCAAAACCGGCGAAGCGGACAGUCUACAGAGCGAAUUGGAUACAUUAACAGCUACAUUAAAACAGUUAGAAAACCAAAAAGGCGAGGCGCAGAAAAGGUUAAACGAUUUAAAAACACAGGUGGACAAGCUGCGCUCGCAGGUGGCGGCGCAGGAGGCGGCGGCGGCGGACACGGAGGCGGAGGUGGCGGCGCGGCGCGCGGCCGCCAGCACGCUGCGGGAGAAGGAGCGCGCGCUGCACGCCGAGGCGGCGGCGGCCGAGGCCGAGGCCGAGGAGCUCACGGCGCAGCUCAGCAAAACCUUCCUCGCCGUUAGCCAGGUGAAGCUCAAGCUCAGCCACCUGGAAGAGCAGCACGAGGCGCUGGCCGCGGCGGCGGAGCAGCUGGCGGCGGGCGGCGCGGCGGCGGCGGGCGCGCUCGCUCUGCAGCCGCUGCACACGGAGCGGCACCUGCAACAGCUGCUGCGCGGCAGCACGCCCAACGACGCCGUCGAUGAUGAUUCGUUCUCAAAGAACGAGUUCGGAGCAAUGAACGGGGGCAGCGGGUUUGCUUCCGACCCCUUCAAGGACUCUGCUUUCUCUAACUUACCAAACAAUGACCCCUUCGCACCCACUUCUGGGAACACAAAUUCUGCAAAGGACGGCUUUGGCAACGACGCGUUCGCAUCGAACGCGGAUCCAUUUGCCGGCGACGCCUUUGCGCCCACCGAAGCCACCAAGCCCGCUGAUGGCGCGUGGGAGUCGGAUCCCUUCGCAGUGUUGCACGCGCCCACGCGGAACUCCGCGGCCGCGACGGGCGCCGGCGCCGCGGACAAGCGCCACAAGACGCCGCCGCCGCGCCCCGCACCGCCGCGCCCCAACCCGCCGCAUAAGAACCCACGCAAACCCGCCCUCGACUUCACGGAGGACCCCUUCAAAGACUACAGAUACGAGGACCCGUUUAACAUCGAGGACCCGUUCGCGGACGUCACCGACACGAAGAAAAUCGACCCCUUCGCGAGAUCUACCUCGGCCGCCGGCUUCGCAACCGAAGAUUUUUUCACCCCCUCCUCUAAUAUCAAUGGCCUCGCUAAACCAGAUAGACACAGUGGCAGAGUGUCCGCUCCACCAGUUCCCUACGACCCGUUCACGGCCGCUCAGUCCAAUAACAACGACACGUGGGCCGCUUGGCCGACGGACAACUGGGCUAUGGCGGAGGCGUGGGCAGAGCCCGCGGCGGACGCGUGGACCACCACGAACACGUCUAAAACAUCGAGCACUUCGAACACGUCCAAGACGGGUGGCUUCUCCAGCGACUGGAAGACCGACAAUUGGGCCAACAAGACCGACAACGGUUUGUCCGCCAAAACAGACAACUGGGCGACAGACUGGGACACGAAUGCCAACACGACGAAUAAGAACCUUAACGAAACUUGGCCGACCAAUACUUUGCCCAGUAAGAAGGAGAAGUCUCCGAAGCCGGUCAAAUACGCUAGGUCCCUAGUCAACACUAUAGGUGGUAUAGGAAGGACGAGACAUAAUAAGGAUAAAAAGGCCAAGCCGGUUGAGGCGAAAAGCUCAGCGAUCCCUUCAGAGGAGACUCAGUGGGCCUGGGCCGCGGCCGAGUCCAAGCGCUUGAACGAAGAGGCCGAGGCCCGGAGACAGCAAGAGGAUGCCGAGCUGCAACUGGCGCUAGCCAUCUCGCGGCAAGAGAAGUGACGGAAGCCGUCGCUACUCUCGGCCAAAAGACAUAGGCGCUUAAUGCGUAUUUAAAGAAUAAGAAGAGUGUGAUAGAGCUGUCACCUGUGAAUAUAGGUAAUAGUAAUGGCGUGCGCGAUGAAUCUUGCCGUAAGAAUGCUAGAAUCAUUUCGGUAUUUCACUGACAAUUUCAUUUCACUAACAUGGCCACCUCGAGAAAACUCACGUCGUGAAUACUACGGAUGUUAAUGACGUCCAGAAUGAAAAGAACCGCUUUCCUUGUCCUGCGAGUAUUUUCUGGACUCCUGCCUUGCACUUUAUGUCUUCGUGGUUAUGAUAGGCGACUGUCUUGAGACUGUGUUGAGAAUUUGAUUUCCUUCUAUUCGUCGAUUUUGUUAUAUGAAAAUUAUCCGCUAGUCAUUUUGUAAUGUAGCAUUUUCCAAGAACAAAAUUAUAGUUAACGAGCGAUUUGAAAUUUUAAGAAGAAUAUAACGUUUUCGUUCCCAAAAUAGAACUUUCAUUAAUAAGUUCAAAGGAAUUUAGUAGGUAACUACUACGGUAACAAAAUCGUUGUAUUUCUAAGUUGAACAGAAAUAAAUUAUUAUUUACAAUAAUGGCCUAAUAUUAUCUAAUAUAAUAGAUUAUGUACAGUCUUUAGUUCGUAUUAUUUUCUACAUACCUACAUUUUGUUCGUGUGUGAUUUGGGCAAAGGAGAUGGUACAUUGUGGAUUAUUGGUGUACCAUAUUUAAAAAAAACAUUCCUGAUUAUAAUAUCAAAAAUAUACUUAAUAUUAUAAUCAGGAAUUUGCCCAAGACUUUGCUACUUUGCCGAUACUCUUCAGCUGCAUAUAUGUAAAAAUGGGUGGGUGAAAAAAGGAAAACCAAAAGUCACGCUUCAAGUCAAAAUUAAAUGCUAAUAAUUUUGAUAUAAUUUAACAAAUACCAUUUAAUUACUCUUUGAUUGAUAUGUAUGACUUGACAAAAAGGAUACGGUAUAUCCACCGUGUAUAAUUUAUAGAAAUAGAUAUAAAUUACUUGCAGUUAAAUAGUUAUCAUAGAAGGAAUUUAGAUUGUUAUAACCAAGAAUUGUACAAGACUUGUUCUAACUUUCUUUAGAUUUUUGGCCCGUCUCCUUUUACCCAUUUCCGAUCUUGUUUACAGAAAAAAAGAUAUUAUGGAAUCGAAAAGAAUUUGCUUGUCAGAAAAAUGUGAUGUGCUGAUGUUUUGUACUAGACCUUCAGAUAGUAUGAAACACUUCACAAAAUUUCUGAUUCUGUACGGGGUAUGAAGAAAGUCGUCCAGAGUCAGACGUUUUCUGACAGGCGAAUUCUUGCUAUAUUCAAAAUAACUGGUCAAUAAUAGAAAACGAACUGAAACUUUCUAUGUGUACAAAUAAACAUUAUGUGCGGACCAGAUCUGGCGCUAUACCAUAUUUCCGUAUACAUCAGAUGUUUGUUUGUAUACUUCAAAUGAAACCACUAAACUUUGGUGCGAGUUGUUACCAACAACGUUUAUUUGUCGAAUUACUAUUACGUUGUCAAAUCAUGAACAUGGUUUGAAACUCACAUAAAGCCAUAUCUAUUAAAAGAAAGGUUAAAGUAGGCAUUUAAUUUAGUUAGUAUACAUUGUUAUGUAUUUGUUACAUUGAAUACCCCCAGCUAUGUUAAAGUGUUAUGAACCAUCUAUUAGAGUAUACAAACAUAUUUUAAUGUUAUU